Juglans regia (Persian walnut) is the source of this 713-nucleotide messenger RNA. Its product is annotated as zinc-finger homeodomain protein 4-like. NCBI's taxonomy places the organism in Eukaryota, Viridiplantae, Streptophyta, Magnoliopsida, Fagales, Juglandaceae. Gene Ontology annotation, cellular component: nucleus. Gene Ontology annotation, molecular function: DNA-binding transcription factor activity; transcription cis-regulatory region binding. Gene Ontology annotation, biological process: regulation of developmental process; regulation of DNA-templated transcription. The transcript has a single exon. Bases 36 to 713 code for a protein of 225 amino acids. The record is from RefSeq and is a predicted model, not a curated record.
AGGCAAGGUUCCGAUCGAGAGAGAGAGAGAGAGAGAUGAAUAAUUCAACCCAACAAGCAGAAAUACAGCUUCCAAGAAACGACUGUCAUGCUCACAAGAAAGUGGUGAGGUACAAGGAAUGCCACAAGAACCAUGCAGCUGAAAAUGGUGGGAAUGCAACUGAUGGUUGUGGAGAGUUCAUGCCAAAUGGAGAAGAAGGCACCUUUGAAGCCCUGAAGUGCUCAGCCUGCAACUGUCACAGAAAUUUCCACAGGAAAGAGAUUGAAUCUGACUCAUGCUCCUCUCACUGUUAUCACACUACUCCAACCAUACUCAACAUCAAUGCUAGGAGAUCACCUAAUUGGGGCCAUCAUGAAGAUCAGUACAAUGCAGUUCUGGGGUCAUCCAUUGGGUGCCCUACAACUACAAUGAUGAUUUCCUAUAAAAGUGGGUCGGUCCCCUCAGAGUCGAAUGAUGAGAAGGAAGAUGCAUAUGGGAGCUGUCCUGUGGCAAGGCCGGCUGAUAAAGUGAAAAAGAGGUUUAGGACCAAGUUUACAAAAGAGCAGAAGGAAAAGAUGUUGAGCUUUGCAGAAAAGGCUGGUUGGAGAAUGCAGAAGCUAGAAGAAUCUGCUGUGCAGCAGUUCUGCCAAGAGACUGGGAUCAAUAAGAGAGUUCUAAAGGUGUGGAUGCAUAACAACAAACACCACUUUGCAAAUAAAAACUCCACUAGCUAG